Molecule: messenger RNA, 992 nt
Organism: Haliotis rufescens (red abalone)
Lineage: Eukaryota; Metazoa; Mollusca; Gastropoda; Lepetellida; Haliotidae
Exons: 2
Coding region: 207-854 (215 amino acids)
Molecular function (GO): protein binding
Source: RefSeq, a predicted model, not a curated record
CAGACCGCCGUCAUAUAGCUGGAAUAUUUUGCUGAGUGCGGCGUAAAACAACCAACCCUAAAAUGCAUUUGCACUUUUAACGUUAUGAGAGACAGCAGAUGUGGACCAUUACCAGAACUACAUGUAGGAGUGCCCACGUGAUCUGGAUAAUGUAGAUAAAUGGGUUGAAAACGGCUGACUGGCUAAUCUUUUCAACACCAGGCACAAUGAUAGUGGCAGUUCUGUUUGUUUGUAUAUUGCUGAGUGGGACUCUCUCUGGACUUAUCAUGCCUACGUCAAAGCCUCAGGGAAGUGUUCAUGUUGAUCUCACCACCCUCUUGAGUCACGUCGAUCGCCUUCAGCAGACCGUGACCAAUCUUCAAACAACAACAGCAACAUUACAGGCAAGCAAGGUUCAGGCAGCCGCUGACAUUGCCGCACUGAAUAAACAAGUGGCAUCUCUGAAGUCACAACUCACAUCAAAAACCGUGUUAUUCCAUGUGGGGAACCCAGCCGGCACAACUGCCCUCCGCACUGAUGCUUACACUCCCGUGAACUUCGGUCAUGUCGAUAAGAACUUAGGCUCUGGCUACAACAUGACCUCAGGGACGUUCAUUGCACCGGUCUCUGGAACCUACUUGUUCUACCUACAGCUGGACGUGUUUAAGAGAAAAAACGCUGACAUGUUCGUCUUCAUGAAGAAGCAAUAUGGAAUAGCGUACACGGCUACGGAGCUCAUGGAAGUUGGUCCUUCUGCUGUAGCUGUGCAUCAUUUGGACCAGUGGGAGGAGGUGGGUGUGAUACCAGAGCAACCAAGCUAUUAUUAUGACGCACCUGCUUCUUACUUUGGCGGGGUGUUGUUGUCAGCGGACUGAGAAACUUUGCGGACAAUGUUGGAAUACACAAGAAGCGUAUCGGCUGUAUCAGCAUACGAAUAUGCAAACGUACUUAUAAUUAAGUUUAAAUCAUGAUGAAAAGAGUAGAGCAUCAUACAUAAAUCAUCUAGCAUUUUG